Stylophora pistillata is the source of this 1518-nucleotide messenger RNA. RefSeq lists its product as uncharacterized. Gene Ontology annotation, cellular component: extracellular matrix. Gene Ontology annotation, biological process: larval heart development; cell adhesion involved in heart morphogenesis. Gene Ontology annotation, molecular function: catalytic activity. The record is from RefSeq and is a predicted model, not a curated record. Lineage: Eukaryota; Metazoa; Cnidaria; Anthozoa; Scleractinia; Pocilloporidae.
AUGUCCAGAGUGGGGUUUACCAAACUAUUCUACCUCUCUUUCAAGCUUAGCAUCGGACAUAAGUCGCCAAACCAAUACUCGCCUCUUGGUACAGAAGUUCAUCUAUCGGAGUCACCUAGCUCCCCUGCAAUCUCACUAUCUUCAUCGUCUCCACACUACUCUACACCCAAAAGGCCAAAAUUGAAACCUAAUACCAAGCUCAAAUGCAUGGAAAUAAACUGUAAUAGUAUUCUGAACCCAGAAAGAGCAGCAAUCUUCAAGGCUACAGUCGAACAUCAUGCUCCUGAUGUCAUUUUUGGGUGCGAAUCUAAACUAUCACCUGACACGCCAACCGGUGCCUGCUUCCCCCAAGGUCACCCAGAGUUCUGUACUGAUGAUAGCAACGAAAGUGUAUGGGCCUCAAUCAAAUUACGUGGAAAUAAACUCCUGCAUUUGUGCUCUUUCUAUAAACCACCAAGUGCCCCAGUAUCACGCAUUGAUUAUAUCGCAGACAAUCUUGCUAAUCUUUACCAGAGAACAAGACGUAGCUGCCCGUCCGUUGUGGUCUAUGGGGAUUUUAAUGUUGGUGACAUAUAUUGGUCCACCGAUCCACCUACGCUGUUGAAUACUUCACCUUCAACAGCGGAUGCUGAAUACCUAUUAAACUUCCUAGAUGACUACUCUCUCACUCAGUCAGUGACACAAGCCUCUCGACCAGCUUCUGGUAAGACUCUUGACCUGGUCUUGUCUUCGGCACCUUCAUUGGUGACAAAUGUGCGGAUUCAUUCCGGCUUGAGCGACCAUGAUAUAGUAAUCUUUACAAUCAACGCUAAACCAUCUCGUGUAAACAAGCCGCCUCACAAGGUUCAUCUUUACAACCGCAUGAGCCUUGAGGGCUUUAAGGGUGCAGCUACAAGUAUCAAUCAGGAAUUCUUCAAUUCCAAUCCAGAUGCCCGUUCUGUAAAUGGAAACUGGGUGAUGUUUAAAACUUCUUUGGCUUCAGCUGUUGACACUUUUAUUCCAUGGAAGAUGACCAAAGCUAAAUCCUCCUUACCUUGGGUGACCAAGGCUAUCAAACGCCAAAUGAGAAAAAGGGAUAAAUUGCAUUCACUAGCCACCCACUCGAACAACCCCCCGAUUAAAGCAUCAUACAGAAAACAGCGCAAUAAAGUUGUGGAUAUGCUUCGGUCAUCACAUUCAAACUAUGUCAACAACGAGAUUGGAGGGAGCUUGGACUCCAACCCAAAACGGUUUUGGAAUUACGUCAAGUCUUGCAGAUCUGAAUCCAUAGAAGUUCCAACACUUCAGAGCAGUAAUAACCUCUAUGUCUCCAGUAAAGAUAAAGCGCAAGCCCUAAACAAUCAUUUUAAAUCUGUAUUCGUGGAUGAUGACGGUAUCCUACCUGAAAUUGGUUUAUCUGAUUAUCUGCCAAUUCCAUAUCUGUCAUUUGAUGUAAAUGGUGUCAAGAAGCAAAUUUGCAAUUUAAAUCCCAACAAAGCAUGUGGCCCGGACAAUCUGUCACCUCGUAUACUGAAGUGA